Molecule: messenger RNA, 2461 nt
Organism: Cucurbita moschata (crookneck pumpkin)
Lineage: Eukaryota; Viridiplantae; Streptophyta; Magnoliopsida; Cucurbitales; Cucurbitaceae
Product: polygalacturonate 4-alpha-galacturonosyltransferase-like
Exons: 8
Coding region: 146-2230 (694 amino acids)
Molecular function (GO): polygalacturonate 4-alpha-galacturonosyltransferase activity
Source: RefSeq, a predicted model, not a curated record
CUUCACAGAAAUGGCAUCUUGUAGCAACGAGGACUUAACUGAACGAUUCCGUUCUUCAGUUAUCUUCGCUCUCUCUCUAACUUGACCGCGCUACGAAAUUUCUCCUUCCAGUCUACAGUUCUCUCCGUUCUUGUGUUCAUCGACGAUGGCGCUGAAGAAAGGAUCGGUGUCUGGUUUUGCUAAGCACGAGGAUGAAGGAGGUAAUGGUGGUAUCGGAGGAUAUAGGUUAGUUUUGGCUGUUCUCGUCGCUCUCUCUGUUCUUGCGUCCUUGCCUUUUGUCGUCGUCAGCGGCUUCCACACUAUUGGUGAAGGGGUUAUUUCAAGUAGUCCAAGCAAAGGGGUAAUUGAUGAUAUUCCAGUCAACACAAACAAUACGGCAACUAUUGGUACUAAUUCUUCGGUGAACAAUACUUUUACCUUAUCUUUGAGUUUGGUUGGGGACUCCUCAGUUGAUGCGAUUUCCAUGCUAAGCCAAACGACUGUAGUUUCGAGAGGAACCCUCCAGGUCGAAGAGGACACUUCUUUGGGUGGUAAUACUAGGACAUCUUAUUUUUAUGAUAAACUGCUAGCUCUUGUUUUUCGCGCUCUUUUAUUGACGCUGUUGUCUUUUACAUGUUAUCGUACGGAAUUCAUCUAUUUGCCCGUGUUCCCUAAAGCAGCCAGAAGGAUAGCAAGAGAAGAACGAAACGAAAAUCAAUUGCUGGAGUUGGACUUUGAUCCGCCUAAUGAAGAUACCAUUGUAAAACUUGAGAAUGCAAAUAUGCAGGCCUCUGAACUAGUUGACUCCUCGAUCACUGGAAAAUACAGUAAAUGGAAGAAAGAAAACAAGAACAAGAAUCAAGAUUCUACUAUACGUCUAAUGCGAGACCAGAUUAUUAUGGCAAGAAUAUAUUUGAGCAUUUCGGAAAAGAAAAGGAAACUUGAUUUGGUUCAAGAGCUCCAAAUUUGUCUUAAAAGGAGUCGUGGUGUACUAGGAGAGGCAAAUAUUGAUGCUGAGUUGCAUUACAGUGCGCCCAAGAAAAUAAAAGCUAUGGCUGAUGUUCUUUCAAAGGCGAGAGAUCAACUGUUUGAUUGCAAGUUGGUGACCAGGAAGCUGAGAGCAAUGCUUCUAACUGAAGAAGAAAAGGUUAGAAGGUUGAAAAGGCAAAAUACAUUUCUCAUUCAAUUGGGAGUUAAGGGUAUUCCAGGUGGUAUUCGCUGCCUGUCCUUGCGCCUCACCAUCGAUUACUACCUUCUUCCUCCGGAGAGGAGAAAUUUCCCUAGAAGUGAAAAUUUGGAAGAUCCAAGAUUCCACCAUUAUGCUCUCUCCACUGACAACGUCUUGGCUGCCGCAGUAGUUGUGAACUCAACCGUAAUGAAUGCUAAGGAUUCUUCAAAACAUGUAUUCCACCUGGUAACUGAUAGUCUCAAUUUUGGAGCAUUGAAAAUGUGGUUUCUCUUAAAUCCUCCUGAAGAGGCUACGAUCCACGUUGAAAAUUUAGAUGAACUUAAGUGGCUGAACUCAUCCUAUUGUCCAGUACUCCGCCAGCUUAAUUCUGCAGCAAUGAGAGAGUAUUAUUUCAAGGCAGGACAUUCUACCACUCGUUCAUCUAGUGCUUCUAAUUUGAAGUACAGGAACCCAAAAUAUCUCUCAAUGCUAAAUCAUCUGAGGUUCUAUCUACCUCAAAUUUUUCCCGAGUUAGAUAAAAUUCUAUUUCUGGACGAUGACAUUGUUGUCCAGAAAGAUUUGACUGGAUUGUGGCUUGUAGAUCUUGAGGGAAAAGUCAAUGGUGCCGUGGAAACCUGUGUUGAGAAUUUUCAUCGUUUUGACAAGUACCUUAACUUCUCAAACUCUUUUAUCGCUGGAGAAUUCGACCCAAAUGCAUGCGGUUGGGCAUAUGGAAUGAAUAUAUUUGAUCUCAAGGAGUGGAAAAAGAGAAAUCUCACUGGCGUAUAUCAUACAUGGCAGAACUUGAAUGAAGAUAGGCUGCUUUGGAAGCUGGGUACCUUGCCUCCAGGUUUGAUGACAUUUUAUGGGCUGACAUAUUCCCUCAAUAAGUCUUGGCAUGUGCUUGGAUUGGGUUACAAUCCAAGUAUCAACCCAUCAGAGAUAGAAAAUGCAGCUGUUAUUCACUAUAAUGGCAACAUGAAACCUUGGAUGGAGAUGGCAAUGACAAAGUAUCGCCCCUACUGGACAAAAUAUAUUGACUACGACCAUCCUUAUCUUCGCCAGUGCAACUUCGUUAAAUGAAACUUACUGUGGAUAACUGCAGCUACAGGUUUCUCUAACUUUCACUCUCUCUCUCUCUCUCCCUCCCCACGUUGAAUUUGCUUUACUUGGUUUGCUGCAUGACAUGGGGCUGGGGAUAUCUCACAUCACAGUUAAGUACCUUUGUAAUUCAUUCAAUUGGUUCUCACUGGCCUUCAUGCAUUAUACUUGAGGGGAAACAAGUCACGUUAGCAUGUGAGAAAUUCUUAUGCC